This is a messenger RNA of Durusdinium trenchii, 2640 nucleotides long. The record is from the annotation of a GenBank genome assembly. Lineage: Eukaryota; Dinophyceae; Suessiales; Symbiodiniaceae.
UGUGAAGCCUUCAAUCAGAGAAAUGCUGAAGCCAUUGGAAAGCGGGAGAAGUUCAAGCAGACUCCCAACCUGUAUGUGUUGGACGCCUUUGUGGUGACUCCCAUGACCAGGCCAGGGCCCUGUGAAGCGCAUGAGCAGGAUAGCCAAUGCACCAUAGCCAAGUUCGCUCUCAACCAGCGCCAGAAGGCGGAGGAGCUGGGAGACAACCCUCGGCAGGUCCCUUCAAUGCGGCUCUGGCAAGCCACCUGUGGUGCGGUGAUGGUUAUGGAUGAGCAAGUCAAGCCCUUUUCCAGUGAAUGUGAGCUGGAAGAGUUGAAGACUUUGGUUGAAAGUGAGGUCCAGCCAGACCGCCAUGUCGGCAUCACUGCUGUGUUGCCCUCUACCAAGGGUGUUGAUGUCCCCAAGUCUGCUGGCGAAUUUACGCAAGUUCCAGGGAAAACACGUGGCAAGCUCGUCCCUCGCAUGUCGCAUGUCUUUUCCAUUGGAGUCAGCUGCCCUAAGCUGAAGAAGCAAGUUCGCACUGUAGAGUCUGCACCUAGUGUUGCUCCGACAGUUGUUUUGAGGUUUUCUACAGAAGCCAAGUACCAUGAGGAUCCGCGCUGGCGUGGCAUUGUUGACAACGCCGGUGGGGCUGCCCACAAAUGGAUCCAUGCCAAUGUCCCGGCUGCGACGCAGAGACAAAUCCGAGACAUCUGGAGUUGGCAAUUGCAGUCCUCCAAAGGGGGGGGCAAGGCUUUGAUCACUUCCCUCAUGAGAGUCGAGCUUUCUGCUGCCAAAACUCUUUUGAGUCUGUCCGGACAAGGAGCCUGGUUCAUUGAACCCUUGCGUUGGGAUCAGCCUGACAUCCCCACCUGCCAAGUGCGGUGGGAGAAGCGUCUGCCGGAUGAAUCUGGACAUGUUUAUGCCGCAAGAGUGUUAAGCAUGGCUGGCAACCUUGGCUUGGCCAGAGGCCUGAAGAAUCUCGGAGUCAGAGUCCCGCCAGCCAGCGACAAGAAGGUCGCUACGACCAAGGUCAAAACCUGGAAGGUCACUGGUGUUCCGAGAGAUUGGAGUCACGAAAGCCUCGUCCCUGAACUUGAGGCUGCUGGUUUGAGCAAUUUGCAACUCACUUCCAGGAAGCCACAUGGUCGAACGACGUGCCUUUUCUUCACUGCCGAGUGCGCGCAAGGGACUGACUUUGUUGAGCUGGUUUUUGGCAACAUCACAAUCACUGCUGCUGCUUUCAGCCCAAUGAAGAGAAUGCAUAGUGAGACCCAGCAGCUCAAGACUGUUUCGUCGCUGUCCUUCUCGCCUGCCUUUGGUCAGACCCGUGGAUCUGCUGAGGUUCAGCCAGCUCAGCGAUCUUCGUUUUAUGCUGCUUCCCCUGUUAAGAUGAAGCCCAAAGCUGCUGUAGGGCAUUCGCAGGACACCGCUUCCGCUGAAGCCACUGAGAAGCAACCGCCUGUGGCAGUUGAAGCUUCUCAGCCAAGUGAGGUAAAGGAUGUGGAAAUGACGUCGCCAGCCAAAGCAGCCACCAAGCGAAUGGGUGGCUCGCCUGAGAAGGCUGCCAAGCCGCCUAAGAAAAGGGCGGUUGUGAGAGAUGUGCCAAAGGGCCUGGCCCGGGUGCCCAACUCAGCGCAAGGUAAUUGCCUAUUUGAGUCCAUUGCGCAAGGUCUGAACCCUGACAAUCCAAAGCAUGCGCGUGCUAUUCGUGCUGCUGUGAUUGCUCAUUUGAAGCGCCAUGCCGACCGAUACCAACCUUGGUGGGACAAUUUGAGGCCGGAUGAAGAAAUCUGUGAUUCCUGGGAAGAGUACCUUCGCUUAGUCAGCAAGGCUGGAGCGUAUGCAGGCUGUCUCGAGAUUGCUGCUGGUGCAGCGCACUUCGACCGAACAAUCUUUGACCGGCAUUACGAGUACCUCAAAGGAGAUCUGAAUCCUGAGCUGCGAGCCAACGGCCCCAUGCAAGGAGGUCGUGGAGGAGGCAAGUCUAUGAGCUCGGGGCAGUCAGUGUCUGGCGCCACCCGGAUUUCUGCGUUGCCACCGGAGAGGGCACCCCAGUCGCGUGGCUCCGCAAGCCAGGCGCCAACACGUGUGUCAGCUUUGCCUUCGUUGCCGCAUGAUAGACAUGCUCAGAAGCGAUCUAGUGCCGCUGCGGGUCUUACCAGCAAUAGAGCGCCUGAAAGUGCCUUUGGCGAGUCUCUUCCGAGUGACAUUUUUAGCUUGAGUGGUGACCCUGCAUCGUGUAGUGAUGAUGAGUCUAAGCCUGCUGAAGCUGUUGCGAGCGCUAAAAGACAAGACUGGACUUGUCCCAUCUGUGGUUUUUGGACUGGUUUCAAAAAGCAUUGGACGACUGUGAAGAAGGACCACAUUCGUAGCUGGCAUCCUGAGAAGGCCAGUCAGCUUAGUUUGAACCCUCGUUUGCCGAAGCUGAUUCCGUACAGCAAGGACAAGUGCAACUGGAAGUGUCCUCUUUGUGAUCUAGGUACUCCUAUUGAGGUCAAGAAUUUGGAUGCGCUCCGCAAGAUGCGCUUGGCGCACGCCAAAGAGGUGCACCCCAGAGCCGCCACGAAGAGGUUUUUUGAUCAAGCGAGGAAGCGCCAAGAGUGCGCAAAGGGCAACGUCAGCCAAGACUUCAGCUGGCAACGCCAAGAAAUUGCUUGA